Molecule: messenger RNA, 1702 nt
Organism: Odocoileus virginianus texanus
Lineage: Eukaryota; Metazoa; Chordata; Mammalia; Artiodactyla; Cervidae
Product: olfactory receptor 8S1-like
Biological process (GO): G protein-coupled receptor signaling pathway
Cellular component (GO): membrane
Molecular function (GO): odorant binding; olfactory receptor activity; G protein-coupled receptor activity
Source: RefSeq, a predicted model, not a curated record
UGUGACACUUUUCUGAUCCUCUUCUCUUACUCAAAAAUUAUGAACUUAAUUUGAAUUAUUGACAAUUAGGAAUGCAUCAUGGGAUGGAAGGGCAGAAACCAACAAAGAUCCUUUCCUGUGUAAAAUAUAAAUUCUAACAGGGACAGAUAAUCUUUAAUGUAUAAAUCCAUUAUCUAUAUGUUAGAAGUGUUAAAUAUUAUGGGAUGUUCACCUUCACGGGAAGUACUUAGAGUCAGGAAAAGGAAAGUUGCAGUAUUUAAUAGGGUAAUAGUAUAGCCAGAUAUUUAUUUACCCUCAAAUUCACUUUCUGGCUUAAGCUAAAAAGUGGAUCUUUUAUAAAUUAAAAAUCCUAUUUCCAGAGAAUGACUCAGAUCAUUACCCCACUAAAUAAGUAAAUUUUUUUUUUUUUUAGAGAUGGAACAUCUAAGAAACCAUGAAAAAUCUUAGCAUUAUUGAUGAAUUUGUGCUGUUGGGGUUGUCAACUGACUCAGACAUCCAGAUCAUGCUCUUUGUUUUCUUCUUGGGGAUUUACCUCCUGACCCUGAUGGGGAACAUGAUGAUGAUCCUGGUGAUCAGGGCUGAUCCUCACCUGCACACGCCCAUGUACUUCUUCCUCAGACAUUUGUCUUUCCUAGACAUAUGCCACUCUUCAAUCACCAUACCCAAGAUGCUGCAGAAUUUCCUGUCUCAGAGGAAAACCAUUUCAGUGUGGGGAUGCAUUACCCAGAGUUUCUUUUUCAUAUUUUCUGGAGGCACUGAGGGCUGCUUGCUCUCUGCUAUGGCCUAUGACCGCUAUGCUGCCGUCUGUCACCCUCUGCUCUACACUGUGAUCAUGAAUGGACCUCUGUGCACCGCAAUGGUCAGUGCAGCAUGGCUGAUGGGGUUUCUGAACUCACUAGUGAAUAAUCUUUGUGCCCAGAGCUUACAGUUCUGUGGUCCCAAUAUCAUCUCCCACUUCAGCUGUGAACUGCCUUCACUGUUCCCUCUCUCCUGCAGUGAUACCACGCCUAACACCAUCCUGCUAGCUGGGUCCACUGCAUUUCUAGGACUCGUGACACUGCUCCUGAUCCUCUUCUCUUACUCAAAAAUCAUUCUUGCUGUUCUGAGUAUCUCCUCCUCUAAAGGCCGAGGCAAAGCCUUCUCCACUUGCUCCUGCCACCUCACCGUGGUGCUCUUGUUCUAUGGGACAGCUCUAUUCAGGUACAUCAGCCCCUCUUCAGGAUCAGUCCUGGAGCGAGUUGUCUCUGUACAGUAUGGUGUGAUCACAUCCUUGGUAAACCCACUCAUUUACAGCUUCAAGAACCAGGAGGUGAAGGCAGCUCUGCAGAGGAUACUGAGGCAGCAAAUAUGUGUCUCAGGGUAAGAGAUGGCAAGGGGACCUUUCUUCUACAAGAGAAGCAAUCUGCAAAGGAAGAGAACUUUGUAAACUUAGAGCUGCUAUGGAACUUGAUUUUUAACUUAGCUAAUUAGGUUUGUUUCUUAUUCAAAGUGAAAAGACUUCCAAAAGCUGAGAGAAAUAUAGUCAGAGAAGUGUUUGACCCAUCCUGCAUCUGAGGGAAAAGGUUCAGAGACAUCAGCUCCUUCCAUAGCCUUUGGAAAUUAAUCCAGAACAGUGACUUCACUACAGUUUAGGAGGCAGGACAAGGACAAAGCUCCCUGAGCCCAGGACUUUAUCUAUGGAGUUACCAAAGGAACCCAUUAG